AUGUCAACCACUCGCCCUCGUCCUAGUAUGCACGGAGAUCUCUACUACACCUGGCUCUGGUGCGGAGACAACACCACAGUCAACAAGUGGUUCAUCAACCUCCCUGAACACCAUCAGUACCGCGCCUUCUACUCCUCGUUCAUCAACGCUGCAAACCGCGCUUGGGACUCGGCUCGCAACGAUGGAAGCACUCUCCAGCCCCUCGAUCUCGACAUGAUUGUCUGCAUGCUCCAGGAGCAUAUCCCCGCUCAGAUGUUGAUUGACACUCUGAAGAAGUACAACAAGCUCAUUGGUGGCACGAAGGGAAGCUGGAAGGGAAAGGGCAUUAUCAAGUUUGAUGACACUCCUCCUGAGAUGUCCACCAUCGAGGCUGCCGUCAAGGAGCUGCACAAGAAGGUCAAGAGCACUCGCGCCGUUGUCGUCGCACGUUACGUCAAAGAGGAGGCAAAGGGUCAGGGCGAGAACAAGCGCAAGCGCAACAGCAAGGCCGAUACCGAUGCCGACGACGAUCAGAUGCAGGAUGUCAACAUGGAGGAUGCCGACGCUAUGCCAUCACUCAAAGAGAUGGACACCGAGCUAACUGCCGCUGGCAGUGCCCCUGCUAGCUCAAAGGAGGAUACCAAGGGAAAGGGUAAGGCCCCCGUGAAGUUUGGUGAGCUUCCCUACGUGGGAGGCAAGAAGGAUGAGGGCCAGGAGAAGAAGCAUGACGAGGAUGAUGAGUGGAAGAACUUCUUCUUGAAGUGA
This is a messenger RNA of Aureobasidium namibiae CBS 147.97, 744 nucleotides long. RefSeq lists its product as uncharacterized. NCBI's taxonomy places the organism in Eukaryota, Fungi, Ascomycota, Dothideomycetes, Dothideales, Saccotheciaceae. The record is from RefSeq and is a predicted model, not a curated record. Bases 1 to 744 code for a protein of 247 amino acids. The transcript has 2 exons.